CGCCCACUAGGGGGCGGCCUUUCACAUUGCCUUUAUUGCGCUUUCUUCAACCGGAAGCAGAUGACUCAGCGUCACUCCCAACAUGGCAGUGAAUCUCGCGGACUUGUCUAUGCCUCAGCUUGAGGGUCUAAAAAGCCAAUUAGAUCAGGAGAUUGAGUUCCUGACAUCCUCAAUAGGACAGCUCAAAGUCGUCCAGACCAAAUAUGUUGAAGCAAAAGAUAGUUUGAAUGCGCUAAAUAAAAACAACCAAGGGAAAGAACUACUGGUUCCCCUUACAAGUUCUAUGUACGUGCCUGGAACGUUAAAUGAUGUGGAGCAUGUCUUAGUGGAUGUGGGCACAGGAUAUUAUGUUGAAAAGAAUGUAUCUGACUCAAAGACGUUCUUCAAGCGUAAAAUAGAUUUCCUCACAAAGCAGAUUGAGAAAAUUCAGCCCGCCCUUCAGGAAAAACAUGCCAUGAAACAAGCUGUGAUAGAAGUCAUGAACGUGAAGAUCCAGCAACUACAACAAAGUGGACAGGCCACCAGCGCCAAAGCUUAACGACGUCAACCUUAAAAUGAUUGUGUCAUUAUUGUAAUGUCGUGUCAAUCCACAUAAGGGACAUCCUUGCUACAACAUAGUAAGUACUUCUGUAGGAAUCAUGAGUGCAACAGUUGCAUACGUGCCACACAUUUUAGCAAGACGUAUGAUCUCUUAAGGCACAAUGCUAUAGAGAGGAAAACGUGUAUAUACUUGGUAGUAGUAUGUGCACAGCGUGUAUAAAUAGACUACACUGAAAAUGAGCUGGCAACACAAGUGUCCAAAGUCAAUAUACUGCUAUGCAAGCUGUACACUGACUACUCUAAGUAUAUGUAAGUUUACUUUUUUAGUGUUCUGUCAGAAAACAUACUUUCAUAAAGUUGUUGCUGAAAUGUGAGGGCUACAGUAUACUGUAUGCCUGACUAUGACAUUAAAGUUAAAGUUAAGGAUUGUCAAAUACAAAUUGUUAAUAAAAGAUCACAAAAACAAA
Nerophis lumbriciformis (worm pipefish) is the source of this 1007-nucleotide messenger RNA. RefSeq names its product prefoldin 5 (gene pfdn5). The record is from RefSeq and is a predicted model, not a curated record. Gene Ontology annotation, biological process: RNA polymerase III assembly; RNA polymerase I assembly; protein folding. Gene Ontology annotation, cellular component: cytoplasm; prefoldin complex. NCBI's taxonomy places the organism in Eukaryota, Metazoa, Chordata, Actinopteri, Syngnathiformes, Syngnathidae.